AUGGCCAACUACAGCGUCGCCGACAUAGCAGUCCUACACACGCCAUCAUGCGCCCCGACACUACCGCAGGCGAACUACGAUGGCAUAUACGAAGAAGCUAUCGUCCUCCCAUCUGGGCACAGAAGGACACCGCAAAAUCGGGCGUUCGAUGUCGCCACGAUCUGGGAACGCGACGUUGCCUUCAAGACUCGUGAAGGCCUCAUACUGAGAGCCGAUGUGUUCCGUCCAGAAUUCACCACUGCUCAGAUCCCAGCCUUGGUAGCAUGGAGCCCCUACGGAAAGUCUGGUACCGGGUCACUCGACCUUACCGUUGUACCUGGCCGUGCAGGUAUCCCGAUCGGCAUGGUGUCGGGGUUUCAAUCAUUCGAAGCCUUCGAUCCAGCUGAGUGGGUCAAGUAUGACUACGCAGUGGUCAACGUCGACGCGCAAGGCAUUCUGUCAUCGGAAGGCCAUCACAAGUGGCACGGCUCAGCUGAGGGUCGUGAUGGAUAUGACAUCGUCGAAGCCAUUGCCGCAUUACCAUGGUGCAAUGGUCGAGUCGCGCUGAUGGGAAACUCGUGGUUGGCUUCCGCACAAUGGUUCAUAGCCUCAAUGCGACCACCGCAUCUGACUUGCAUCCUACCUCUGGAGGGAUUGAGCGACGUGUACCGCGAAUCGUUGUGCAGAGGCGGAGUGCCGUAUCUGCCGUUCUGGACGUUCUUGGGCUAUAAUCUUUUUGGUCACAAGCCUAGGGAGGAUACCAUUGCAAUGAUCAAGCAACACCCACUGAUGAACGGAUACUGGGCGGACAAACGCGCACAGGCACACCUUAUCGAUAUUCCCGCAUACAUUCUGGCUAGCAUGUCCACCAGUCUACAUACGGUUGGCUCUAUACGAUGUUUCGAGGAUAUCCCCCAUCAGAAGAAAUGGCUUCGCAUGAAUGCGACACAGGAAUGGCACGACCUCUACCAACGGGAGACCGUGGAUGAUCUUAAAAUGUUCCUGGACUUCUACACCAAGGAUGUACCCAACGGCUGGGAGCAGACACCGCAAGUGCGUAUAUCGGUCCUGCGCUACAAUAAGCCCGCGAUCACUAACGUCCCAUUUACGAGCUGGCCAAUUCCCGCAACCGUGCACCAAGAGCUAUACCUCUCCCAAGGAAGCUCGCUCGUCACCACGCCAGUCCCAACAGUCGGUUCGCAAACUUACCAAUCUGAUGUGCCCGCCUUGCAGACGGAUGCCGACUCAGGGUUUACUGCAUUCACUCACACGUUUGCGAGUCUCACCACCCUCAUUGGACCAUCCCGAGCUGUCUUGUACAUGUCUUGUGAGGAGCACGACGACAUGGAUGUGUUCGUCAUCUUGCGCAAGCUGAACGCGGCCGGUGAAGUCUUACGAAACAUCAACAUCCCCGUCCAAGACCUUGUCGACAUCCACUCCGACGUUCAAGUGCCUCUCAUCAACACGAUGCAAUACAUAGGUCCGUCCGGUGUACUACGCGCAAGCCAUCGGCGGCUGGAUCCCGAGCUGACCAAACCCCACUGGCCUGCUCAUGACCACAGUGUGGAGGAAAAGGUCCCACCCGGUAGUAUAGUGAAACUAGAAAUCGGCUUAUGGCCCGCAGCCAUCCAGUUCGAAGCUGGAGAGUCUCUCUCAUUGAGAAUUGCAGGUCACAGCAUGGUCCUUGCCGAGUUUGAGCCACUGCGGGGAGCUUUUCAGACGGGCAACGUGGGCAAACACGUAGUACACUUUGGCGGCGAUUACGAGAGUAAGCUGAUUUUGGCUCUUGUUGAUAUUUGA
Molecule: messenger RNA, 1779 nt
Organism: Exophiala spinifera
Lineage: Eukaryota; Fungi; Ascomycota; Eurotiomycetes; Chaetothyriales; Herpotrichiellaceae
Exons: 6
Coding region: 1-1779 (592 amino acids)
Molecular function (GO): dipeptidyl-peptidase activity
Source: RefSeq, a predicted model, not a curated record